Molecule: messenger RNA, 792 nt
Organism: Sebastes umbrosus (honeycomb rockfish)
Lineage: Eukaryota; Metazoa; Chordata; Actinopteri; Perciformes; Sebastidae
Gene: gatd1
Product: glutamine amidotransferase like class 1 domain containing 1
Exons: 7
Coding region: 144-785 (213 amino acids)
Source: RefSeq, a predicted model, not a curated record
UUCACCGGAUGUUGUCGUCAGCUGACAGUACUUCCUCCUUUCUCGCGGAUUUCUCUUGAAUGAUUUCACCCACAAUUAUCUUCUUAUUCAUUUAAAAACAAGCUAAACACAUUUCAUGUGGAGGCGACACGAAGAUACAUGAAAUGUCUGCGAAACCAACGUGUUUGAUUGUGGCCAGUGCGUCUCCUCAAGGAGUGUCAGCAGCAUCUUUCCAUCAGUCCUUCAGCCUCUGUUCCUCUGUGUUUAACCUCCAGACAGCCACACCUGGGGGGAAGCCGAUAGACUUUGUUGGAGUCGAUGAAAGCACAGCUAGAUGGGUGCAGGACUUCAACGUGAAACCCUACGCAACACCAGCUAAACUUGAAUCUAUAGAUGGUGCUCGAUAUCAGGCGCUGCUCAUCCCGGACUGCCCCGGAGCGCUGAAUGACCUGGCACACAGCGGCUCUUUGCACCGCAUCCUCACACACUUCAUCUCUCAACAAAAGCCUGUUUGUGCAGUGGGACAGGGAGUGUCGGCACUGUGCUGUGCCACUGAGGGACAGAAGUGGAUCUUCAGCGGCUACAGCUUAACAGGGCCGUCAGUGUUCGAACUGGUGCGUAGGCCGGACUUUGCCAACCUGCCCUUGGUCGUGGAGGACUUUGUGAAAGACAGCGGUGGAUCAUACACAGCAAGUCAAGAAGAUGCUGUGCACGUAGUCAUAGACAGACACCUAAUAACUGGUCAGAAUAUGCAGUCAACCUCACUUGCUGUAAAUAAUCUAAUCCUGCUCUCUAGUGCCAAGUAAAAAAAAA